AUGAAAGGGAUUACAAGAAGUAACAUGAUUUGGAAGAGAACGAUUAGCAAUAAGACCACCGGGUUGAUGAUCAUUCUAGCAUCCUUGAUUAUUUUGUUCUUCAUUACAUAUUAUGUUGGAAAAUAUUGUUUAAAGUUACAAAGCCCAUUCGGUGCAGAUGUUGUAGAAGAAUAUCAUUUGGAACAAGAGGUCACAAGAGCGGAAGACUCGCAGUAUGAGAACAACAAUGGUAAUUGA
Molecule: messenger RNA, 237 nt
Organism: Botrytis porri
Lineage: Eukaryota; Fungi; Ascomycota; Leotiomycetes; Helotiales; Sclerotiniaceae
Exons: 1
Coding region: 1-237 (78 amino acids)
Source: RefSeq, a predicted model, not a curated record